Molecule: messenger RNA, 570 nt
Organism: Nothoprocta perdicaria
Lineage: Eukaryota; Metazoa; Chordata; Aves; Tinamiformes; Tinamidae
Gene: DHRS12
Product: dehydrogenase/reductase 12
Source: RefSeq, a predicted model, not a curated record
AUGUCCUGGAUCAGCUACGCAUCGGUGUCCACACACUUCAGCCCCACGGGUAUCGAUGUGGACAUGGCUGAAUAGCCCUUCUUGGUCACCAGAGCCACGAGCAGCAUUGGCAAGGUCGUGGCCAAAGACCUGGCAAAGACAGGUGGCACAGUUCACAUGGCGUGUAGAAAUAGGGACAGGGCCGAGGAAGCCAAAGGAGAAAUGAUGACCGAAACAGGUAAUCAGAAUAUCUUCUUGCAUGUUUUGGGUAUAUUUAAUACGAAAGAAAUCUGUAAGUCUACUGAAAAAUUCAAGAGUGAACAUCAUUAAUUAUAUGUUUUGAGACACCAAGUUGUCUUGACAGAACAGAGGGCAAAAGCUCACAGAAACACCCACUUCUCUGCCACGCACCCCGGCUUAAAUGGGCGUUUAUUUUUCCUUGCAGACAGACAACCAGUUGCUACACACUCAUCCUUAGCAAGAACUCACAGCCUGCCAGAGGACGGGGAGAAGCUAACAGAGAUCCUAGAAUUUUCCCAGAAGUUUAAAUCCGCUGCUCCAGGAACUUGUGUCACUGCUAACAGAGUGUAA